Molecule: messenger RNA, 1256 nt
Organism: Trematomus bernacchii (emerald rockcod)
Lineage: Eukaryota; Metazoa; Chordata; Actinopteri; Perciformes; Nototheniidae
Product: cullin-associated NEDD8-dissociated protein 1-like
Exons: 3
Coding region: 356-682 (108 amino acids)
Biological process (GO): protein ubiquitination; SCF complex assembly
Cellular component (GO): nucleus
Source: RefSeq, a predicted model, not a curated record
CUCAAAAUAGUGAUGUUUUAAUGAACUGCCUACCCACGUUGCAUAUUGGUUGUGAGUUAAAAUAGACACCCUUCAGAUAAACCUAAUAUCCAUCCAUCCCUCCGUCAGCUGACCAGCUCCAGGAUGGCGGUGAGGAAGCACUCCAUCUUGGCUCUGGGUCACCUGGUUCCCUGCUGUAGCCCCGCCCUCUUCUCCCAGCUGACUGAACACCUGACCAAUGAGCUCGCAAAGGCCCCGCCCGUUUCCAUGGCGAGGACGUACAUCCAGUGCCUAGCAACCGUCAGUCGUCAGGGCGGCCAUCGAGUCGCUGUCCAAAGGAGAUGUUGCCACGGUGACAAAGCUUUGCCUUAAGUUCAUGACCUUUGACCCGAACUACAACUAUGACGAUGAAGAGGAGGAGGAAGACAGCAUGGACGUGGAGGAAGGGCUGGAGGAAGAGUCAGACGAUGAGUACAGUGACGAUGACGAUAUGAGCUGGAAGGUGCGUCGCUCCUCCAUCAAGUGUCUGGAGUCUCUGAUCGCGACGCAGCGGGACCUCCUGCUGAGCUUCUUCUCCUCCGUCUGCCCCGCCCUGCUGGCAGUGGCGCCUCCAGAAAUCUUUCAUAGGGGUGGCCAAAUGGGGCCACUGAAAAUCUUGGGGUGGCCCACCAAAACCAAUAAUUUAAUUGUUGUAAAAGUAUAGACUAGAUGAAAACAAUGGCAAAGAGAAUCACCUACUGAUAUACUUUGGUUUCUUAUUUUACAUUUUCUGAUACUAUUCAUCUGAAGUGAAUAUAAUAAGGAUAGUUAACAUUUUACUUCAAACAACAUUUAAAAGAACCUUGUUUUGUGUUAUGUAUACAUGUGUUAGGGGAUUUAUUCUUUUGUUUUUUUGUACAUGCUAGUUGUUCUUUCCUUUUUAAAAAGACAAAUACAGCUUAAUUUAAACAAGUUCCUUUAUUGUAAGGCACAACAUGUUCAGCAUUCUCAACACAUACAAUACACAACAUGUUCUUCAGUUAUAUUAUGUCUCUAGGUUAUAAAUUGUUUUAGAACAAAGCUGUUUGUGUCACACUGGGAUCAAAGAUGAUUGACAUGGCUUUAUUAAAUCAAGUUUUAAAACAUGACUAUUUUAUUUCAACAGGACCCAAAAACACAAGGGGUAUAAAAUGGUAAAUAAAUACUGUGAUUGAACACAAAAACACCAUCUAUUAUUGACCUUUAUACAGGGAUGCAAACUUGUCACCUUUCGGCGAAAUUCGCCGUUUUGAAUCCAA